Molecule: messenger RNA, 3490 nt
Organism: Carassius carassius (crucian carp)
Lineage: Eukaryota; Metazoa; Chordata; Actinopteri; Cypriniformes; Cyprinidae
Product: phosphatidylinositol-binding clathrin assembly protein
Exons: 21
Coding region: 1249-3165 (638 amino acids)
Biological process (GO): clathrin coat assembly; clathrin-dependent endocytosis; synaptic vesicle budding from presynaptic endocytic zone membrane
Cellular component (GO): clathrin-coated pit; synaptic vesicle; extrinsic component of presynaptic endocytic zone membrane
Molecular function (GO): SNARE binding; 1-phosphatidylinositol binding; phosphatidylinositol-4,5-bisphosphate binding
Source: RefSeq, a predicted model, not a curated record
UUUUGUCCUGAACGGCUCCGCCAGCGCAUUCUUUAGCAAACCGGAAUAACGUAGAGCUGACAGUUCAAACCACAGCUACAGACGCGGCGUCAGACGGGGGGUUUACAGCUACACCACCCCUCGUUCAGUCCCGAGCUACUCGACGUCUCUCGGUCUAACCACAGGCGGAACCGUGUCGUUAUCGCGGACUAAAGGGAGACUUUCAGCGGGACGGAAAGGAAGAGAACCAGGCAUCCGGUUAGACGCGCUGGCUCACCGGGCUGGAGUCCAACUUGAGCCGGACACUUUCAGCUGUACUCGUCGGGAUGCAUGCUGGACUUGUUCUUAACAAUAUUUACUCCUCUUUUUGAAUAUUAUGUGUUAUAUAGGAAUCGAUUAGGCUCGCGCGGGAUUGUUUUUGUUAGUAACGUUCGUUAGUUGUCUAAUAUAAGAAAUCUUUGGAGAGCUAACGUUAGUUCAGACGUGAUUUAUCUACUCAGCUGGCUGGGCAGAUAGUUUAGGUUGUCGAUCAGAUAAGUCGUCUAAAUAGAUUGCUUACAUAAUACAUUUGUUUUGUUACCGGUAUAGUUACAUUUUUAAGUUAAUCCAGCUUUCUUACCGCCUCUUUGCCCAAGUCUCUCAUAGGGUUUGGUUUGUGUGUCUAUGCAUAUUUUUCGCAAGCAAACCUGUUCAGAGUUCUUGACUGGUUAGGUCUUGCUACCAGAAUAAUAGUAGGUUUAUAAAGGCAGGAAAAACCACAGAACAGAUUUGCCUAUCUAAUCUCAAACUAGUCUGUCGGUUCUUCCCAUAUCCAGUUUGUUUUCUUUUAAAAGGUCUGUAUUGGUGAGGCUCAAGCUGGCUGGCAGGUGAUAUUUUCUGCCUGAAUCCUCUGAGCUGGGCUGACUGAUAGCUAUGACAUUUUCCAACAGUUGUUUUGUAUCUUCAGACUUCAAUAUUUCCAGUUUCUGCUCUUGGUGCCAACGUUGUAUUAGUAAUAUUAGCUAACAAAAGCUCAGUUCGCCCCUCCAAAGUAGUUACGGCAUAUCUAGUUGUGACAUUUUUACUAGUUAGGUCAAGUUUUCCUUCCUUUUUUUUGCUACUAGUGUGUGAAUUAGUACCAGCUGACUUGGUGGCUGGUUCGAAACGGUAUCAAACUCAACAGUUUGUAUCGCGUUAGUGUAUUUUUGUAAAAUCGUGGAAAGAUAUACCUUUUCAGUGAGACCAGGUCAAGUUUAGCGGUAAUUUUUCGUAUCUCAGAGUUGAAUAAAAAUGUCAGGACAGUCCAUCACCGAUCGCAUCGCAGCGGCCCAGCACAGCAUGACUGGAUCAGCCAUCAGCAAAGCUGUCUGCAAGGCCACAACGCAUGAAGUCAGUGGACCCAAAAAGAAACAUCUCGAUUACUUGAUCCACUGCACCAAUGAGAUGAAUGUGAACGUGCCCCAGCUGGCUGACACUCUGUUCGAAAGAACCACCAACAGCAGCUGGGUUGUGGUCUUCAAAGCGCUCAUCACUACACACCACAUAAUGAUGUAUGGAAAUGAGCGUUUCAUUCAGUAUCUGGCCUCAAGAAACACACUCUUCAAUCUGAACAAUUUCCUUGAUAAAGGUGCAUUGCAAGGCUACGACAUGUCCACGUUCAUCAGGCGGUACAGUAGAUAUCUCAAUGAGAAAGCCCUUUCCUAUAGGCUGGUGGCUGUGGACUUCACCAAGAUGAAGAGAGGUGUUGAUGGAGUCAUGCGCACCAUGAACACAGAGAAGCUGAUCAAAACGUUGCCUAUCAUUCAAAACCAACUGGACGCGCUGCUGGAUUUCCAGGCUAACCCUAAUGAGCUGACUAACGGAGUGAUCAACGCUGCCUUCAUGCUGCUCUUCAAAGACUCCAUCCGUCUGUUUGCUGCCUAUAAUGAGGGUGUUAUCAACCUGCUGGAGAAAUACUUCGAUAUGAAAAAAAACCAGUGUAAAGAUGCCCUGGACAUCUAUAAGAAGUUUCUGUACAGGAUGACCAAGCUGUCAGAGUUUCUUAAAGUGGCUGAGCAAGUUGGAAUUGAUCAGGGUGACAUCCCAGAUCUCACUCAGACGACUAGAGGAUCUUACCUUGCUCCCAGCAGUCUCUUGGAGGCUCUUGAGCAGCACCUGGCCUCUCUGGAGGGAAAGAAAACAAAGGAGCUCUCCGCCGACAACAGAGCCAACACUCUGUCCAAUGCAGUGUCGUCCCUCUCCAACACGGGCAUGUCCUUCUCCUUCUCGUCCAGCAGGAUGGAUGAGAAGGAGAAACAACUGGCCCUGGAGGAGGAGCAAGCCCGUCUGCAAGCUCUCAAGAAUCAGCAUCUGAAGGAGAGCAGCAUACAGACCCCCUCUGCCUCUCCCAGCACACAGUCUAUGGGUAGUGCCAACAACCACACUGCGGGCAUGGACCUGUUCACCAACACCACAAGCCCACCCUCAACAAACAGCAUGCCAAACCUCAACAGUGACUUGUUUGACCUCCAGCCUGCCUUCGUUCCUGCUGUGCAGAGCACUCCUAUCUCCACCGCCAGCAGUGCCUGGGGAGGUCUAGAAAGCAGCAUUCUUCAUCCCAUGACUUCCAUGCCCACCAUGAACGUAGAUUUUGAUGCUGUAUUUGGGACUAAAGCUUCCAAUAGUGAUGUGAAGCCAUCAGCUGGCUAUGAUGCAUUAGGCAACUUGAUGAAGCCCACGGUGACGGUUCACACUCAGGCGCCGGUCAUGGCUUCUCAUACAGGCAGUAAACUGUUGGCCAAUGACCUGGAUUCGUCCCUGGCCAACCUCGUAGGCAACCUGCAGUUUGGGGGGACUCAAGGCAAAAAAUCUGAUAUGUGGACUCAGCCUGGAGAGAAGAAGCUGACCGGUGGCACUAACUGGCAGUCAAAGACAAUGAGCAGCACCACUGCCUGGAGCCCCGCCCCCUUGCCACCUGCUGCCAUGCCACCUGCCGCCAUGCCCGUGCCACACAUGACUGGAAUGUUCUAUACUAGUUAUGCUCCUGCUCCCAUGGCGUUUCCCAUGACAACACCUCAAGUGCCUGUGUAUGGAAUGGUCCCUCCUCAUCUGGGACAAAUGGGAGGGGUUCCAGUAAUGACCCAACAGCCCAUGUUGUACAACCAGCCUGUUCUCAGACCCACUAACCCUUUCACCCCCAUCCCUGGAGCCCAGAUGCAGUUCAUGUAAGUAGCACUUAAGCAGAGCGCCAAACAGGACGGCUGAACAGAACAACAAGCUAGUGAGAGGAGGAUCCGACUACCACCAAAUAAAAGGAGAUCGAGACAAAAAGAAAGAGCGUGCAUAUGGAGAGGAAUGUGUUUGUGUCAAGAAUGCUUACUUCACUGUCUGAAACGGCUCACCCAGCACACACACCCCAGAUGAGAGCGCAUAGUGUGUCAUUUUUCAUCUCUUGAGGUUCAUUUCUUUCCUGGGGCACGGUGUCUACUGGCAGGUGUGAUACAUCAUAGAAAUCGUGGAUUUUAUUGCAGAUAUUAAAUUACCAUGUACAGAG